AUGUCUUCCGUUCUUCCCUCUCGCCUUGCAAAGCUCAAUCAACUACGAUGCUCCAUUUUCCAAACUGUAUACAAUCCAACGGGCAUUCGCACAGGUGCCAAAUACCUCCGUGCACGACUACGCGGUCCAUCCAUGGUCAAAUACUACCCUCCAGUCCUUGACUUUGCGAAAGUUAUGCGACAAUAUCCUGACCUGGAGCUGGUAGAUGAAGACGAAGAGCAACGGUUACAGGACGUUGAAGAUAAGAAAAAGAGAGGGAAAGGUGCUCCCAAGAAGGCGAAAACAAAAGGCGAAGGACGAAGGCAACAGAGAAGAAAAUAA
This is a messenger RNA of Marasmius oreades (fairy-ring Marasmius), 321 nucleotides long. RefSeq lists its product as uncharacterized. Gene Ontology annotation, cellular component: mitochondrion. The record is from RefSeq and is a predicted model, not a curated record. Lineage: Eukaryota; Fungi; Basidiomycota; Agaricomycetes; Agaricales; Marasmiaceae. The transcript is spliced from 2 exons. Bases 1 to 321 code for a protein of 106 amino acids.